GUUUCAUAUUUUGUUGAAAUUUAUGUAAACUUGAUCCUAUAGUUUGUUUAGAAAACUUUUAUUCUAGGUUAGAUAUUUUGCAUUUGAAUGUUUCAUUUAUAAGCAUGAAAAAUCGUAGUAGAAAUUUUUCUGUAUAAUUAUCGUUUCAUUACUCAGGGCAAAUCGCCACCACCCAGGAUUAGUUUUCACCUUAUUUGUUCGUUAUUUUUUAAUUUAAGUUUGAAUCUGAUUGAUUUUAUGUGUUUAGCGCAUUUUAAAUAUAUUUUCACGAAUUCCAAUUAUCAAACUUAGCUUAUCAGUUUUUUUCUGGCGAAUUGCAGUAUCAAUUUCAAUUAUUGUUAAAUUCCAUUUUUAUGUCAUCUUGACCAUACAAGCUUAAAGUAUUGGUAAUUUUAUUUCCUUCUUAAUUAUAUUUAGCUCAAUGCUCCCUGAGAAGUGCUGGGACUGAGAAAUAUGAAAUCUCGAUUACUUUAGUGCACCAAGGAAUAUUGCAAUUCUGACGAGAAUUCUACGCAUUGUUGUAUUGGGAAAAAGCACUUUAUGCACAUAAGGUUUCCUGAAACUGAAGUGAUAUCUUACAAAAGGAAAAAAGUCUGACUAAGCAAAACGAGAAAUUUUAGCGGCACAAAUGGGAUUUUAACAAGGCGUGUAAAUUAUAACCAAUGCCCUGUUAUCAUUUUGAAAAGAAAAUAAUCAAUAAAGUAAGAGGUAGAAUCAGUUUAUGAUAUUCGAGGAUUAAUGUAGGUAAGCCCUCCCUGUUUAGUUGAGACUUGAGAGGAUAUACUAUAUUACAUUUUGUGAGAGUAUCACUUAAUGAGAUAUUUGUUUUUUAAGCAACCAAGAUAUUAUUAAUGAGAAACUUGGUAUUAAAAAAAAUUCGUGGUGUUUGAGUUUCGAAAUUUCCCUUUGACAUAGACCAUUUUUGUUGUAUUUUGCAUUGUAAGCACAUAGUGUCUUUCUUUAAAUACAUUGCAUCUCUUCGCAAUAAAUACUUACAUUUUUCUUAAUCUUCUUUCAGAGAAUUUCUAGCUUUUAGUUUUAGUUUGUGUGUACGUAUGGGUGAGGAGUUUAUAGUGCCAGAAAAAAAAAAUUGGCUGUGAAGGAAAAGUUACAGCUCGAAAUGCUGAAUGUGAUGACAUUUCCGGGGAGUUAGUUUAGCGCAUGAGAUAAUUUGAUUCGUAUCUUUGUGUACAUUUCCCUGUCUUCUGCUUGAUAUCAAUUUAACUUUCUAAUCUUUUCUUCUGGCAGGAAAUUAGUUAAGUGAAGCUGAGAUGGCUGCCAGGGUAGAGGUGGACAUUGAUGAUGAUUUUUGUGAAAUUUAUAAGGCAUAUACUGGGCCUCUGGGAUCUAAUCCUAAUGCAACCAAUGCACAAGACAGAAUUACAACAAAAAAAAGAUCCAACUCUGGUUCAGAUGAGGAAGAGGAAGCCCGUGACCCUAAUGCUGUCCCAACAGAUUUUACUAGCCGAGAAGCUAAGGUUUGGGAAGCUAAAUCUAAAGCUACUGAGAGGAACUGGAAGAAAAGGAAAGAGGAGGAAAUGAUCUGUAAAUUAUGUGGAGAAUCAGGCCACUUUACUCAGGGUUGUCCUUCUACUCUUGGAGCGAAUCGCAAGUCUCAAGAUUAUUUUGAGCGGGUGCCUGCAAGAGAUCCUCAUGUGAAAGCAUUAUUCACUGAAAAGGUAGUAGAUGAGAUUGAAAAGGAUAUAGGAUGCAAAAUCAAAAUUGAAGAAAAAUUUAUCAUUGUCAGUGGCAAGGAUAGGUUGGUCUUGAAAAAAGGUGUUGAUGCUGUUCAUAAAGUUAAAAAAGAGGGUGAGCAUAAGCAUUCCUCAAGCUCCCCAAUCUCCAGGUCCUGGUCUCCUGAACGCAAGAGUCCUGUUAGCUCACGGUUGGUACGCUCUAAUUCCCAAAGAUCCAAUCCCAGUCCACAUAAUGCCUUGCAGGUCCCACAUAGAUAUGGAAGACAGGAGAAGGUUGUGGAAGACCGUGUUUGUGAAGAUCUGCGAAAAUUAUCGAGGGGCUCUCUGCAAGAAAGAGCUUAUGGUAAUGAUGGUGUUCGAGGUCGAUCAAGCCAUUCAAGGUCUCCAGCACUCCCCUCUUAUGUGGGAGACCCAUAUAAUUUGUAUGAUGGUCGCAGUCAAAGCAGAGGGGGCUACAGAUUCGAUGGAUUGGAUGCUGACAGACGUGGGUCUGACAUGCAAUCUUGCCAUAAGUUUGAAUACCCUGCAUUUCCCCAAACCUUUGAGGAAAUAGAAUCGGAUUAUAAAAGGGAAGCAAUGGAUCUUGUGAGAAUUCGAGACAAGGAAGAAGAUGAAGAAAUUCACAAGCAUCGUGAGGCUGUCAGAGAAAUUAGGGAGUGUUACAUGAAGAAAUUGGCAAUGCUUAGGGGUGCACAGGCAAAACAGUGGGAAGAGUUUCUUCAAGCUAACAUCCAGAGGAGACAACAUGCACACCAGCAUAUUUCAGCUUCUGGGUUUAGUGAUUAUAAACAACCUAGUUAUCCAGAGUACGAUAAUUCUUCAGGCAAUGCUAACUAUUCCGGUCCUGGAACCAAUGUGCCGAUCGAGUCAACGGGAAAGUACCCAAAUUCUAUGGAAAAUUAUCCUUCAAGACCUCACGUCACUUACAGUGACUUUGAGCAUAAAAGGGGCGAUGAAUUUGGGAAAUCCUAUAACCGAUACUAAAUUGAUAGAUGGAAAUCGACUAUGGAUCGAAAUGUUGCUUGGGUAGAAGUAUUGCAUAGGGGACCUUCAAUUUUGGUAAGUAUGUUAAAUGUGUUCUCAGCUCCACUAGAAGGCGCUAGUAUUCGAAUGGUAAGAAUGUGGUUUGUUGCUGUUUCAUCUAGACUUUGAAACAUCGUUGUUGUAAUCUAAGAAGUGAAAUUUGGUUUGGCAUUGUCAAGUACUAUGUUUUCAAGUUUUGGUAUGUGUUAUGGAACUGGUUUUAGCAAGAUUUUUGUUUAUGAUCCAAGUUAAAAUUUUAACGUCGGUUUCAUUUUUACCGGGAAAAUGAAGGUUUUCAUUCUUAGUUUGGAAUUCA
Molecule: messenger RNA, 3036 nt
Organism: Olea europaea var. sylvestris
Lineage: Eukaryota; Viridiplantae; Streptophyta; Magnoliopsida; Lamiales; Oleaceae
Exons: 6
Coding region: 1272-2681 (469 amino acids)
Molecular function (GO): zinc ion binding; nucleic acid binding
Source: RefSeq, a predicted model, not a curated record